AUGGAUACUCUGGAGGAGGUGAUGCGAAGGUUCUCGCUCUCAAAUUCAGAAAAAGAGGGCGUGUGGUUGGAUGAGGAGGAGAUCACAAAAGGAGUGGAGGAAUGCAGCCUGAGUCUGAUAGGGAAAGUUUGGGGAGAGAAGAAAGCAAAUUCUACUGGAGUUAGGAGCUUUGCGGAUAAUAUGUGGCUCCAUCCUAAAAAUCUGAAGGUAACGGAGAUCCGGACAAAUCUAUUUCAAUUCUCGUUUGGUCUAAAAUCAGAUCUGGAUCGAGCCUUGAAUGGGAGACCAUGGAUUUAUGAUGGACAGCCGUUAAUACUAUUGAAAUGGAGGGAGGGCAUUGAGGAUGAUUUGGAAGUGUUUGAUAAGGGGAGGAUUUGGAUACAGGUAUGGAAUCUUCCCCUCCAUUGGUUAACUAAAGAGGUAGGUAGGAAGAUAGGAGGAAUCUUUAGUGAAGUACUUGAGGUAAUUGUUCCUCCUGGAGGGGGGAAGGAGGGGAAGCAUAUGAAGAUGCUGGUGGAAUUUGACUUGACUAUGCCUCUUCCAAGGGGUACUACGGUUAAGUUUAAUGGGAAGGGGAGAUGGGUAGAGUUUCGUUAUGAAAAAUGCCCGGAUUUUUGCUUCUGUUGUGGUAUUAUUGGUCAUUCUGAGAAGAACUGUGGCUUGAAGGGCUCGACUAUGAAAAGGGAGCAACAAUAUGGCAAUUGGCUUAGGGCAAGCUUUCCCAGGAGUCCUAAUAGGAAGGGUAGUAGUGAGAAGGAGCGAAAUCCAAGUAGUAAUACUGACAAGGAUUCUGGGCCGUGUCACAGGAGCCAUGCUGAAGGUACAAAUUUGCUUCUGAAAUAUACUGAUGACUAUCAUGGUAAGGCAAGGAUUACCACAGAGACAGCAGAUGGUACUAGAGGACUGAGAAGGGGGAGUGAGGGUAAGGAAAACAUACUGGAGGAUGAGGUAAGCACAGGGAAGAAAGAGAAGGAGGUACAAGGGAGUGGAGAUUUGGGGGUUAGGGGGUCAGUUAAGAGGGAAAUCACUACAGGGGAGAGGGCUCAGGGAGCUGGGGAGGGGUUGGAUGAUGUGCGAGGGUUAGAGCAAAAUUCAGAAGAAGGGAUGUAUGAUCGAGGGUGGAUGGAUAGUGGGGAAGGGAAAGAAACGGAUCAACUCAUAGCAGUGGAAGUGAGGGAGGUCAGUAUGGAGAUCACUGACGAAGGGGAGGUUAGGUAUGGGGGGCUGAAAGCUAAUUAUCAGGAAGUAGAGAAAGGAAAGGGAAGGAACUACAGGGGUUGGAAGAGGGUAGUACAGGGUAGGGGGAGGAGGGAACCCCUGAGGGAGGUGUCAAAUGGGAUAUUAGUGUUGGAAUCAGGGAAGAGGAAAGGUGAUGAGGUCAUGGGAGUAAAGGAUGGGACAAGUGAAACUGGCAGUAAUUGGAAGAGGAACAGGAGGUCUGUUCAGGAGGAAUGUUUUAUGGAUACUUCUGAGGUGGUGGAGUCCUCCCUAAAUGGGGCUCCCAAGAUCCAAUGA
Coffea eugenioides is the source of this 1515-nucleotide messenger RNA. RefSeq lists its product as uncharacterized. The record is from RefSeq and is a predicted model, not a curated record. The transcript has a single exon. NCBI's taxonomy places the organism in Eukaryota, Viridiplantae, Streptophyta, Magnoliopsida, Gentianales, Rubiaceae. Bases 1 to 1515 code for a protein of 504 amino acids.